AUGGACUUCGAAUCACAGCUAUGCAUUAAAGUGGUGUUAUUAUUGUUGCCAUUCUUCAUUAUCGGAAUAAGAUUACUUUGGGUUUUACCGGCGGUCAAUUCACCGGCCAUGGGAUCUGAGAAGGAGAAAGGAUUAAGCCAAAUACCUUCAGAAUUAAGAGGGUCUAACAUAAUGAUCUUUUUAGGUUCAGGUGGACACACAGGGGAAAUGAUGCGUAUUUUGGCUAAUGUUGACUUGAAUAAUUUUAAUCGAACAUGGGUUACAUCAUCUGGUGAUUCGACUUCAAUUUUAAAAUGCAAGAAAUACGAAGAUGAAAGACUAACGAGUGGUCAAAAUAAACUGGACUAUCUUGUAUUACAUAGGGCGAGAACUGUUGGUGAAUCUAUAAUUCUGUCAGUUUUUAGUACAGUAAGGUCACUCAUUUCUACAAUUAAGCACCUCUAUGAAUUACCACAGUUUCCAUCUAUUCUUUUAUUGAAUGGACCAGGGACAUCUGUUCCACUAGCAUACAUAAUAUUUCUAUUGAAAUUCUUGGGUUUAUGCAAGACCAGGAUCAUCUAUAUUGAAAGUCUAGCGAGAGUUAAACAAUUGAGCGUAAGUGGUCUUUUAAUAUUGCCAAUUACUGAUAGGUUUAUUGUUCAAUGGAAACAGUUAGCCGUAAAAUAUAAAAGAGCCGAAUAUUAUGGUAUUUUAAUUUAA
Molecule: messenger RNA, 699 nt
Organism: Debaryomyces hansenii CBS767
Lineage: Eukaryota; Fungi; Ascomycota; Pichiomycetes; Serinales; Debaryomycetaceae
Product: N-acetylglucosaminyldiphosphodolichol N-acetylglucosaminyltransferase anchoring subunit
Exons: 1
Coding region: 1-699 (232 amino acids)
Biological process (GO): dolichol-linked oligosaccharide biosynthetic process
Cellular component (GO): UDP-N-acetylglucosamine transferase complex
Source: RefSeq, a predicted model, not a curated record